This is a messenger RNA of Adelges cooleyi (spruce gall adelgid), 3637 nucleotides long. Its product is annotated as innexin inx2. Gene Ontology annotation, biological process: phototransduction. The coding region runs from base 415 to 1494 and encodes 359 amino acids. Gene Ontology annotation, molecular function: gap junction channel activity. NCBI's taxonomy places the organism in Eukaryota, Metazoa, Arthropoda, Insecta, Hemiptera, Adelgidae. The record is from RefSeq and is a predicted model, not a curated record. Gene Ontology annotation, cellular component: plasma membrane; gap junction. The transcript has a single exon.
UGCCACACAGUUCAUUCCACGAGAGACUGCCACGAACGGCGUACGUCCGCGUUGUUCCAUGUAUUUGUGCGUUCCGUCCGUACCCGCCGCCGCCGCCGCCGCCCGCGAGAGCCGUGCGUGUACAGUUAACCGCCAUCGUUGCGCGCCGCUUCCCCUCCAAACGACAAAUGACGCUCGCCGCUCAUACGCCAUCGGGGUAACAUUGUUCCAAAACGCACAUACCGAUUUUCGUACUCGAGUGUAACCGUUUUUUAUACGUUUUCUAUUUUUUUUUUUUAAAAUUCAAUUUUACCGAACCUAGGUGAUUUUUUUUGUGUCGCGCGUGUUUGUGUGUGGUGUGUGUUUGCCCGCGCCCCCGUCGUGGGUCCGAAGUCCAUUGUGAGAUAAAAUCGAGACGAGCGUGUCGGCACCGCCAUGUUUGACGUGUUCGGCUCCGUCAAGGGGCUGUUGAAGAUCGACAACAUAUGCAUAGACAACAACAUAUUCCGGUUGCACUACAAGGCGACCGUCAUCAUCCUGGUAGCGUUCUCGCUGCUGGUCACCUCCCGGCAGUACAUCGGCGACCCCAUCGACUGCAUCGUCGACGACGUACCCCUGAACGUGAUGGACACGUACUGUUGGAUAUACUCGACGUUCACCGUGCCCAACCGGGUGGCCGGCCGCAUCGGCAAGGACGUCGUCCAGCCGGGCAUAGCGUCGCAUGUGGACGGCGAGGACGAGGUCAAGUACCACAAGUACUACCAGUGGGUGUGCUUCGUGUUGUUCUUCCAGGCCAUGUUCUUCUACCUGCCGAGGUACAUGUGGAAGACGUGGGAGGGCGGCCGGAUCAAGAUGUUGGUGCUGGACCUCAACUGUCCGAUCAUCAGCGAAGAGUGCAAGACUGAUCGCAAGAAGCUGUUGAUCGACUACUUCGCCACCAACCUGCACACGCAGAACUUCUACGCCAUCCGCUUCUUCCUGUGCGAGUUCCUCAACUUUGUCAACGUCAUCGCCCAGAUAUUCUUCAUGGACUACUUCCUCGACGGCGAGUUCAGCACGUACGGCUCCGACGUGUUGCGCUUCACCGAGAUGGAACCCGAAGACCGGGCAGACCCGAUGGCCAGGGUGUUCCCGAAAGUUACCAAGUGCACAUUCCACAAAUACGGUCCGUCCGGAUCGAUCCAGAAAUUAGACGGCCUCUGCGUGUUGCCGCUGAACAUUGUCAACGAAAAGAUCUACGUGUUCCUGUGGUUCUGGUUCUUGUUUGUCGCCGUACUCAGCGGCCUCAACUUGGUGUACCGCACUGCCGUCGUAGUCAUGCCCAAGUUCCGAUUGUUGCUGUUGAGAGCCCGAUCGCGUCUGGCGCCCCAAGACGAGGUGGAGACCAUCACCAAAAAAUGCCAGAUCGGCGACUGGUUCGUCCUAUACCAGUUGGGCAAAAACAUUGACCCGUUGAUCUUUAAAGAACUCGUGUCGGACUUGGCCAAGAAAUUGGACGGUAAGGAGAGCGUGUAAAUGUGACUCGAUGAAACAACAACCAAUUGUAUUUAAGUACUCAAAUUUAAAAACCAACAAAUUGUUAGCUUAGGAAAACACGGUUCAGAGAAAAUGAAUAAGCAAUAAUUUAGACAAUUUUUUUUUUUUUUUUUAUUUCAAAAUAUGUUAUCUUACCCCUACGUCUCCUUUUUGGCACUAUUUAUUAUUAUAUAUAUAUAAAUAUAUAUAUAUUGAUUUUUUUUCUCCCUGAUUUAACUUCCGUUCUGGAGACUGUGGGUAUUGUGCGGUUUAAACGGAAAAAGAAAAUGUGUUCACGAUUAACCUAUCGCCGGAUUUUUAAAUUACUAUUGACAGUUCGAAGCCUAAUAUUCCACGAUUUAUAUGAUUUUUUUUUUUUUUUAUCAUUAUUAUUAUUAUUAUUAUUAAUUUAUUAUUAUUAUUUUUUUUUUUUUAUUUAAACAUUUAAAAUGUACAAAAGAAAAAAAAUCGUUGGUCUCAUUUUUCUGUAUAUAAAUGAAAAAGAAAAAAAAACAGAUUACUGCUCAGCCAUCUACUCCGUUCUAGGGAAGUGGCGUGUUAAGUCUUUAUUUUGUUACAUAUACUAUCGGAUGGUGUUGAAAUUUGACCAUUUUUUUUUUUUUUUUUUUGGUAAUUAUAUUAAGGCGCAGUGUGGUUUCUUCCCUAGAAACUACCCUCGAAAUUAACCGAUUAACCGUAAUUUUGUACGCUACUUUUUCAUAUAAUAUAUAAUUUACUUUUUAAGUAGGUAUGCUUACUUUUGUACAUGUGAACGAAAACGGCUCUUUUUUUUAAAUUUUUUUAUUAAAUUAUUUAAUCGGUAUUGACAGUGUAAAGGGGGCCGCUGAGAUGCAUUCGAGCACAAACCCGUUGCCGAUUAUUUAAUUUGCCACCGUUGUUUACGAUUAUACUUUAGAGCAGCUUUAGUAUUAAUAUGAAUUAUUAAUAUUACUACUUUUUACAAUUAAAAUAAUGUAGUUAUGUUUUCCCGUGUCUUCCAUUUCAUGCAAACAAUGUGUUCAGAAAAAAAUAAACAAUUAUAUCGUUAAAACAUUCCACGCGUUAUGGACUUAAUAAUAAUAAUAAUGAAUAUUAUAAGUAUAUUACGCUCGUCGAGAUUAAGAAAUUCCUAAAUUAAAUUAAUCGUAUAAAACCGAAUUUCGCACAAACUAAGUACAAUUUUUUUUUUUUUAUAAAAAUCUUGUUCUAUUCUAAAACAAUUUUGUGUAUAUAUAUUAUAUUAUAUACGUCAUUAAAAUAAAAUAAAUUAAUUUUCGGGCCUUGUGAAUGUAAUUUAUGAAAUUAAUUUCUGUAAACAUAAACAUGAAACAUAUAUGUGAUGCUAAUUAGCUGUAAUAAUUAUUAAUUUUUAGAUUUAGUUUUAAUACUGAUUUUUUUUUUUUUUUUUGUCUUAGGUAUUUAAGAUUAUAAUUAUUAUCAAUUUAUAUAUAUAUAUAGAUAUAUAUAUUAUUAUUUAAAUAUGUCAUGUACACCUAUAUAUUAUGAUGACGGUGACAAAGAAAAUUCCAUAAGUGCCUUUUUGUACUAUAUACAUAAUAUAUUAUAUUAUAUGUGUAUGUAUACAAUUUAUUAUAUUAUUUUCUUGAUGUACUCGCGCACAUAUCGACGAAUUAUUUUUUUUUAUAUAUGUAAGCUCAAAAUCAUUUUAUUCAACAUUCCAUUUUUUUAUAUACAUACAUACAUACAUAUUAAGUAACUACGUCCACUCGGUGUACGACAACGGUGUCAUGUGUGUGUGUGUGUGUGUGGUCUUAACAAGUGCACACGCGACAUUGAUGAUAAUAAUAAUAUGUCAAUUAAGCCCAAAUUGACUGCCAAUAUAAGACUAUUUAUAUUAGUAGAGAAAUAAAUAAUAUACUCUUGUUACGUUCGAGACAAUAAAAAUAAAAGAUUUUUUUUUUUUUGUAUAUGCAAGUCUGGUGUUUUUUUUUUUUAUUUCUUACGACAAACGAAUCGCAAAGAAUAGGUUUUUUGCGUACGGAGGAACAUGUGUAUCGUUACACAAAGUGGAUGGUAAAAAUAUGUUUUCCUCUUACCUGAGGUAUAUAUGUAUUUUUUUAAUAUAAAUUUUGUAUAUGUAUUUACACCUAAUAAUAAAGUGAAAAUCAACUGUUUGAUAUAA